Molecule: messenger RNA, 3525 nt
Organism: Doryrhamphus excisus (bluestripe pipefish)
Lineage: Eukaryota; Metazoa; Chordata; Actinopteri; Syngnathiformes; Syngnathidae
Source: RefSeq, a predicted model, not a curated record
CCUGACUGUUGAGCAACUUGCAUAUGAACAGUUCUCAGCAGCAAAAUGUGAUGUCAGGCUCCUCCCCUUGCAAGUCAGGUGUUAAGAUUUAAGAAUAAGAUACAGAGGAGAGCCCAUGCAGAGUGACAGAACUCUUCUGGUCAGAAGAGAUGAACUUAGAAGAAGUCAAUUGCCCAGCAGUUGGAUGUUGCAAUGGCAAACUGAGGCAAUGGUUGAUUGAACAGAUUGACAGCAAGAGAUAUCCAGGCCUAGUUUGGGAGAACACGGAGAAAAACAUUUUCAGGAUUCCGUGGAAACAUGCAGGCAAGCAGGACUAUAACAGAGAAGAGGAUGCUGCACUCUUUAAGGCAUGGGCUCUGUUCAAAGGGAAAUACAAGGAAGGUGUAGACAAGCCAGACCCCCCAACAUGGAAAACAAGACUGCGCUGUGCUCUAAAUAAAAGUAAUGACUUUGACGAGUUGACAGAAAGAAGCCAACUCGACAUCACAGAACCUUAUAAAGUCUACAGGAUCAUUCCAGAGGGAGCCAAAAGAGGUACAGUAGCAGGAAUGAAGAUGACCAGUGUUGAGGAUGCAUCACAUUCCUUUGGCUUUAUUCCUCCGUACUCCUCACUGCACAGCCAAGUACAAACGUAUAUGGUAUCCCAUGAGAGAAGGGACUGGAGGGAUUACAAACCACCAGAACAGCAACAUAUUCCUCCUCUACAUCACCGUGGACCACAUGGAGAGCUGCAGUACUUCCCUUCAUCAAUCAGCCGGCCAUGGCCUGAGUCACAGUCAGAAAGUGUCACAGGUUUUCAGUUCUCCUUCCACCCCUAUCUGCCAGAGACACAACCUCCUUUGUAUACGAUGGACCACAGCAAUGUCAUUACAGAUUUCAGCCUACACGUGUCCUUAUUCUACAGAGAGUCUUUAGUCAAGGAGGUGACCACCACCAGCCCGGAAGGUUGUCGGAUCACCCCUCCUUCACCAUCCUCCUCUCCAUCAUCCUCUUCAUCAUGCCUGCAAGACAAGUUUCACAGUGGGGAGGAUGUUGUUCUCUUUCCAUCCCCAUUUCCCGAGUCUCAAAGGCAGGGUGCAGAGAGGCUUCCUGAUAUCCUGGAGAGAGGAGUGCUUCUGUGGAUGACAGCGGAUGGCUUGUAUGCUCAGCGCCUUUGCCAAGGACGCAUAUACUGGGAGGGACCUCUAGCACCUUAUAUGGAUAAACCCAAUAAGCUGGAGAAGGAGCAGUCAUGUAAAUUGUUUGACACCCAGCAGUUUCUAAUUGAGCUUCAAGAUUUUGCCCACAAUGGACGACAUCUACCCAAACACCAGGUGGUUCUAUGCUUUGGAGACGAGUACCCCAACCCACAGCGUCCAAGAAAAAUGAUCACAGCACAGGUUCUAACUGGAAACUGCCCUGGAUUAAAGUGGAGCUCAUUGGAUGAUGCUGACACAAUGGAAAUAUCAGUGGUCUGUCACCAGGGAGAAUCCAGAACCUUUUAUUUGUUCAUCAAAAGGAAAGGAAAGGAGGAGGUGGAGAAGAAGAUCCUGGAAGUGACCCAUGUCACCUCUGUAGUCCCUUCCUCUCUUUAGGGACUAGAAGAGACAAGCACAGCAAGGAGGGAAGGGAGACAGUGAUGGAUUAGACUUUGCACCUAAAUGUUUCUCUUACUUGAAAUAGAAACAAGACAAUGAUGAAAACCUGUGGGAAUACCAUAUUAAAGAGACACUGUGUGUGUGUGUGUGUGUGUGUGUGUGUGUGUGUGUGUGUGUGUGUGGGUAGGAAAAGUCAUCUGAAUGCCUCGAAACAUCCCAAUGCCAAUAAGUUACUGGCAGUAGCAGCCUACUACACACCACGCCAAUUACAUUUUUUUCCUCUUCUUUUUAAAGUCUGCGAUGUCUACAACAGACUAAGUCUUGAGCUAUUUCCUUUCGAGUGGCUCCUCGCUUGAAUUUGGAAAGUCAGAUGGUGGUGGAGCUCUAUUAACAAAAAAAAUAAAAAAAUAUAGAAAACAGUUAUACUUUUACAUACAGUGCAAAAAUAAUUAUAAAAUUGGCAAAUAAUAUAAUAAACAAAUUUUUUUACCUUAUUGAAAGAAUCAUCAAAGACAGCAAAGGGCAUGCCACCUUUGUACUUAUUAUUAUUAUUAGGAUUAUUUCUUGAAUUUCUCACCUUUUUAAAAAUCAAAUUACUAGUACUAAACCCAAGUUGGCCCCAUGGUGAGUUAUUUAGCAGUCGCACACAAUAAAAAUAUGCAGACAAUGAGUCACCAAUAGUAGGUUGCUUUGGACAAAUGGACAAGUUCAAUAGCAUGAUAGUGUACAAAAACCGAGGCAAAAUUUCGGUGAACAUUUGAAACAAGAAACAAUAAUAAAAGAUAACCUUAUCAAGGGAUUAGCAAUUUCCACUCAUUGAUUAUUAUUGCUUUGUUAAAGCUUAAUCAACUGUUAUCAGUCAAGAUAGUGAGGCCACGUUUAUCAGUCUACAUUGUAAUGAGUGGGGAUCAACACAGUGAAGUUGAAGUAUCAACAGCAAAUGGAAACGUUGCUGUUUUCUCCAACUUACUGCAUGACAAUUCCAUCCGCAGUUCCAAUCUGAUAACUUGCACUCAUUGCCUUUAUAUUGUUUUAAUCAGGAAACACAAUCGCUUAUUAGCUGGGAUCUAACUGAGUUAUAUUCAUCUAUCUCAUCCCAGAUCAAUAGUGACGCUAGGAGUUUUAAUCACAACAACAUGCUUCCGAAAUGCCUUGCUUCCCUUGACAAUCGCUUUAAAACCAUAAUCCUCUUCUGAAAAAAAACAUUACCAGACUGUUAAGUGCAGAGACUUUAUUGCUGAUCUAAUAGAACGUGCACUCUUAUGCAAACAAAUUCAGCAGUUAAAAGCGUGUGAGAGAACAAGUCUAUCUCAAAUAUCAGCUGUCAGCUUGUGUCAAUGGACAAUCUGACCUUCGACCCCGCAGAUUUAAACCCUUCCUCCCGACAGCCUCUUUCAGUGGGCCAUUGUUUACUCUCUGGGCAGUUAACUCAUUUUCUUGUAACGUCUUACCUUCCGUACGCAUGCUUGAUUGCAUUGCAAAGUGUGUUUUUUUACAAAAACAAACACGGAUGAGAUACUGAAUAAUAAUUAAAAAAAAAAAGACGUUGUUAUCCUAUACUUAAGAGGCAUGGAGUGAGUUGAACAUGAGCGUCACAUCACUUGGAGCGUUUCUCUUGCAGGUGUUUAGGUGGUCUCCGUCAGCUAGUGUUUGUGCGCCAUGGCGGGCAGCGGCGAUUACAGCGGCGGCUCCUUUCACAGAUCGCCACUUGUAUCUCUCUGUUCCAUCUCCAGGCCCUUGGCUCAUAUAAACAUCCCCAAGUCCACUGGCCUUCUGAUGUGUUUUUUGCCAUUGUGUUUACAGCGACAAGUCAGGCAAAUACGUGAACUUUCAGACAAAAGGCUCUGAUGAGAAACAAUAGACAGUGUAGAGCCCGGCGGUCACAUUAACCAAAGAGAAAAAUUAUACAAGGGAAGAGGAUUUUUUUUUAUGAGAUUGACCCUUUGAA